AUGACGAAACAACCAACAUGCAGACCUGGAAACGGUUCCCAAUUCGAUGGAGAGUUUUUACAUAACAUAACUCGUGAACUGUUGAAGGAUACACGACUUAAUCAAACAUUGACCAAUGUUGUCAUCGCAACUUUCGACAUCAAGACACAAAAGCCGGUUAUAUUCUCAAACUAUAAGCUUGAGAAUGCUCCGUACUUAAAUGCGUUGUUGUCGGAUAUAUCGAUAUCGACUUCAGCUGCACCGACUCAACUACCACCUUACUAUUUUGUGAACGAUGGUGUUGAGUUCAAUAUGGUUGAUGGUGGUUUUGCAGCUGGGAAUCCGACACAACCAACAAUAAGUGAAGUGCUACAACACAAUGAAUAUCCGAAUAUCUUGGUGUUGUCUGUGGGAACUGGAACAGAAAAAAUUAAGGAGACCUUUGAUGCUCAGACGGCUGCCAAUUGGAAUCCAUCGGAAUGGAUAUCUCCUGCGAUUGGUUUCCUUGGUCGUGCUCCUACACCAUGGACUGAAUACUACCUUGAAUCACUCUUCGUAGGCUCCCAACCUGGCGAUAUAUACCUUCGAAUUGAGGAAUACGACUUGAAUCCUGAUUUCUCCAACCAAGUUAAUGCCUCACAAGAAAGCAUGAACGGCCUUGAAGAGACCGGAAAACAAUUGUUACAAGAAAAUGUUGUAAAGUUGAAUUUGGAUACUUUUGAUCUUGAAAAACUUCAGCUGAAAAAUUCGGAGGGUCUUGACAGGUGA
This is a messenger RNA of Vigna umbellata (rice bean), 747 nucleotides long. RefSeq names its product patatin-2-Kuras 1-like. Lineage: Eukaryota; Viridiplantae; Streptophyta; Magnoliopsida; Fabales; Fabaceae. The record is from RefSeq and is a predicted model, not a curated record. Gene Ontology annotation, molecular function: glycerophospholipase activity; monoacylglycerol lipase activity. Gene Ontology annotation, biological process: lipid metabolic process.